UUAUAUCCACUGUCUUCCGAAUUUCACUACAAUACGUCAAAACCUCUUCGAAUCUACUGAUGAAAAUCCUGAAUCCCUGAUUUACUGGGAAAAUGAACCCUCUUCAAGGAUUAUCGCCAGAUACGAAAUAAACUCCCCUUUUUUCCCUUUUGUGAUUUUGAUUCAGCUUUUCUUUUAUCUGUUUCAUCAAUAUUUAACUUUUCUCUUCACUAUCUUGCAAGUUUGUUUGACAUAGUCAAUAUCAGUUAAAAGGAAAACGAAAAUGUUGAAUAUCUUAUAAUUACUCGAGUACCAAAAUUAGCCCAGAGAGUUUGGUAUUAUCCAUUUUAUUGAUUCAUUCUUUUGAUUAUAACAAUUUGUAUUUUAUGUUCUGUUUUCUGACGUUUGCGUUGUGCUGUUAUUUAGUUUGUUGCAAUCAGUUCCAGUCAUGUUAAAUUCAUUAUUGCUAUUUGAUUCUUUGUUUUAUUGGAGAUUCUAGUCAAAUUUGUUCCAGAAAAUGCCAGUAACCUUAGAUAUGAUCCAACUAGUUAAAUGGUUGGUAAAAGCAUAUAUGGCAGAGUAUUUAAUUCUUGAUUUUCUAUGGUCGUUUUAUGUUAAUAUCCAAAUCCUUGAAUCCAUAUGCAACCUUAGAUAUGAUCCAACUUCCUCGUGGUUUAAUUAUUUGGUGUAGGUUAUGAAAAUGAAAUGGAUAAUACCAUUUAGUUAUAUUUUACUAUUAGUUGCAGCAAGUUUGAAUCGAAUAAGAAAAAAAGUCUGUACGAAUUAGGUAUGAGCAUCAACUCAUGUAGCAUCUGUCCCAAAGUGAAACAAUGAUGAAACAUAGAAGUUGUUGAAAAGUAUACAACUCUCAUUCAUUUUCACAAAAUAUAACUACAUAAGUAAUAGUAUUAGUACAUUUUAACUAUGUGUCCAUAUGUGUAUUCACUUUGGUAACAGUGAGGACACAAAGAGGUCUUCGUUGUUUAGUGCAGAAAUGGUGAUUAUGGGGUUAUUAGUAGAGGUUCACAACUUCACAUGCAUGAUGCAUCAAGCUUGGGAUAUAGAUAGAUGGAUAUCAAGGAUAUUAGGAAAUUCCAACUUUAAUCAGAUUGCACGAGUAUGCUACGGAAGAAAACCAUAGGUCGAAUGAGGUUGAUACUACAUAACAUGUACAAGGUUGCUAAUUUUAAAAGUAAAGAGAAUUAUAGUAGAUUCUAUGAAAAAGGAGAUUCUAGUUGCACAGAAUACAAGUGGAAUGGUCAGUGUCAUCGGAGGAGACCGUCUUACAAAAUGCUAUCGAAGAUGUCUCUACCGACUUCUAGAGGAGCCGGGAAAGACAAGAUGUUAGGCAACAUAAUUAUUAGAGAAAUAAAUAUUUUGCAAUAUUAAAAUAAUCAAAAUGGGCUAGAAAUAUGUGUAACUAGAACAAUCUAGCUCAUGUUAACCGACUUAGCAUAGAUUACUCUAGAAUAGGUAAUUAGAUACCAGAAUAUGUCGGUUUUUUUUGUGCGCUCGCUAACGUUGAAUUCCUAUAAAUAGGCAUUAGGCUUAUUUAUAGCAAUGCAAGAGAAAGUGAUGAACUGAAAAUAAGUGAGUGUGAGGUGUGUUCUCCUUGAGCUAGUGGUGUGUCCUCGGGUAUCUAGUGAGGUGUGUCAUCCAAGAGUGUGUUUUGGGUUGUUUCCUCAAAAGUUUUGUAAUGUGGUCUUGUGUUGGUGUUGUGUAAAUCAUCAUGUCAUGUAUUUGGUGUUUCGUACACCAUUAUUGAGUAGUAUAAUAAAUUUCCUUUUGUGUAAUCGAUUUUGUACUACCAUUGAUACCCUACAAGUGCAUGUUAUCUUUGGUAGUUAUUGUGCAUUCUAAGUGGUAAUCUAACUAUUAUCAGAGAUAGUCACAUUUUUAAUGUCGAAUUUCAUAGUGGAAGAUACAAUAUUUUUUAAAACUGAUGCAGUUACAGAAGAUAAGUCUUGGAGGCUAAGAAAAGUAUAUAUUUGGUUUUAUUUAUUUCCUAGUUAAUAGAAUUAGGAGAUAGAAAAAAUAUUAGUUAUUUUUGCUUAUUAUCUUUGUAGUUAUUUUCUUUCCAUAAGUUUAGGAUUUUUUAGUUAUUUUCUUUCCAUAAGUUUAGGAUUUCCUUUGUCUAUAUAAAGGCAUCAUUGUUGAUCUUAAAAGACAGACUUUGAAUAUAUAAUUUUGCAUUGAGUUUUUAUACUCCAAAGUUCUCAAUUAGUUUGAGUUCUUUAUUACCAGUUCAGACAUUCUCAUAUUUCUCCGUUCAUUUUGCAUCAAUUGGUAUCACGAUCCAGGUUUAUUAUCAAUGGCUGAACGUAGAUAUGGCAGCAGACGUGGCGAUGCUCGUGGUAGCGGUCGUGGUGGGGGACUUGGUGAUCUCCCAAACGAAGAGGCUGCGCGACAGCGUGAUCUGCACGACAUCGAGAACGAUGAUCUGAGACAACAGGUUCGAGACCUCCAACGCGACAUCGAGAACGGUGAUCUGCGACAACAGAUUCGAGACCUACAGCGACGAUUGGCGCGAUUGGAGAAGCGUCGGGGAAAAUCCAACCCGAUGAGAUCUAAUGCGUCAGAGCGUCGUUCUGUGGACGAUCCGUUAUUCAACGACGUCCAACGUGGCCAGUCUAAGCCUGUAUACGACAAGGAUAUAUUGUCGAUGCCGGUGUAUGACAAGUCCAUAUACGACGAGGAUAUAUUGUCGAUGCCGGUGGUGUAUGAUACACCUGUAUACGAUGAGGAUAUAUUCUAUGAGCUCUCCGGAUUGAUCAGCGGAUCGCCACCUCUUUCCGUAAUAUUUGGCAACGCUGUCGAAGAUGAGGGCGUUGUCGUCGAUGACGAUGAGGAGUACGACGAGGACAUCUUCAAUAAUGGAGCAGCUGAUGAAGAUAAUACAGCAUCAGUGGUCUUGAUUGAAGACAUUAUGGAAAAACUUGUGAAGGAAACUUUUGUAUCUAAAGCUGCAGGAGAUAGUUAUGUCAUUAAUACAAAAAAGAAUUUUGACUAUGAGUUUGAUGCUGUAAAAGAAGAAGUCGAUUUGCAAGUGGGUUUUGGUAUUUUGGAUCAGGAUCCUGUUAAAGAAUUUGGUUUUGUGGGGCACGAGUUUGAUGGAUAUUCGAAAAGGAUGAUGCACGAUAUCCAGAAUUGGAAUUGGUUUGUUAAGGAGGAAGUGCGAGAUGGAGAAGAUGAUGAUGAUCGUGACAAAGCAGACUCGAGGAUAGACUCGAGGACGAGUCUUUUUCAAGAAGGGGAGUAUGAUGCAGUUACAGAAGAUAAGUCUUGGAGGCUAAGAAAAUGGUCAAUCAUUGAGGGCGACGCGUGGGGCUACACACAUCGUUCCGAGGCGUUCAUUACCAAAGACGAUAAAGACGAUCAUGAUUCCACGCCUGAAGGAGAGAAUCCAUGGGAUGAUCAAAUUCAAGGGGAGCGAGUGACGGAUGUUAAAGAAGCGAAUCACCGAGUUGCUCACACCGUAGAUGAGGAAUCGGGUGGUAUAUACUUAAAUUAA
Messenger RNA from Salvia splendens (bonfire salvia), 3490 nucleotides. RefSeq lists its product as uncharacterized. The coding region runs from base 2291 to 3490 and encodes 399 amino acids. The transcript has 5 exons. The record is from RefSeq and is a predicted model, not a curated record. NCBI's taxonomy places the organism in Eukaryota, Viridiplantae, Streptophyta, Magnoliopsida, Lamiales, Lamiaceae.